Messenger RNA from Nezara viridula (southern green stink bug), 1442 nucleotides. Lineage: Eukaryota; Metazoa; Arthropoda; Insecta; Hemiptera; Pentatomidae. The record is from the annotation of a GenBank genome assembly.
CUCCGACGAGUUUUUAAAUGAAAUUAAAAAAUAGAUAACUUUUAUUUUUGGGGUAUCUAGAUCUACAUUCUCUAACGAAAUAGUUAAAUUGUAUUAAGUUAGAAAGUUUCUUGAAAUAAAAAUAACCUCUUUGGAACUAACAGCGCUGUAAACACGUGACUAUGUUAGUGUUUAAAGUUGUGUUCGGGCUAGUGAUCAGCACAUUUUUAUUUUAAAGAGUUUAAUUACAGUUUUGUGUGAGUUUUAUUCGCUACUAUGUUACGAAGACAGGCAAGACUUCGGAGGGAGUACCUGUAUCGCAAAGCUAUUGAAGACAAAAAGAAAGCUAUUCAAGAGAAGAAAGAUAGAAUAAAACAAAGUCUUGAAUCAGGAUCUCUUAUUGACACGAAUUUGAGGAAGCAGGCUUUAAAGCUGGUAGAUAAUUUGCAAUGGGAGGACGAAGGCCCGAAACUGGCAGCUGCUAUAGGUACUGAAGAAGGAGGAACUUGUCUAAAUCAUGAAGAUGAUGAAUACAGGUGGGCUGGUGCUUUUGAUCCUAAAAUUAUGAUUACGACCUCAAGAGAUCCAUCCUCACGGCUGAAGAUGUUUGCAAAAGAAGUCAGACUGAUAUUUCCCAAUGCACAAAGGAUGAACAGAGGAAAUUAUGAAAUGAAACAACUUAUUCAUGCCUGUCGUGCUAACAACGUUACAGAUUUUAUUGUUUUACAUGAACAUAGAGGAAUUCCAGACAAUAUGGUGAUUUGUCAUCUUCCUUAUGGACCAACAGCUUAUUUCAACUUGUCAGAUGUUACAAUGAGGCAUGAUAUACCCAAUAUUGGAACUGUUUCAGAACAGUAUCCUCAUCUAAUAUUUCAUAAUUUUAAAAGUAAACUGGGUCUUAGAGUUAUGAACAUUUUAAAGUUUCUGUUUCCAGUUCCUAAGGAAGAAAGCAAGCGUGUUAUAUCGUUUGCUAAUCAUGAUGAUUAUAUUGCAUUUCGUCACCAUAUCUACAAGAAGGUAGACGGUGGUAAUAUUGAAUUAAAUGAAGUAGGACCAAGAUUUCUUCUUAAACUUUAUGAAAUAAAACUAGGAACCUUGGACACAUUAGAAACAGCCAACCCUGAAUGGGUCCUCAGACCGUACAUGAAUACAGCAGCCAAAAGACGAUUUUUAUCUGAAGAAGAUGGGUGGGCCCAAGAUGAAAUUAUGGAUAAAUAAUAUGAUUGUUAAUAUUGCCUUUGAAAUGUUAUUUUAAAAGUAUUUUGUACAUAAAUAUACCUUUAGUUUAAAAAAAUGUUUUUUAUUUUUGUAUUUUAUUUAUCUAAAAUAGUCAAUGAUGUCUCCUUUUGUUGUAUGAAAUAUAAAUAAAUGGCCAUGUAAAGGCUAAAUUGCAUCAAUUAUAUUGAAUUCGAUCAAACUGCCUGAUAUCAAAGUUUUAAAUAAAAUUUAAAACUUUCAAUAUU